Molecule: messenger RNA, 3994 nt
Organism: Pundamilia nyererei
Lineage: Eukaryota; Metazoa; Chordata; Actinopteri; Cichliformes; Cichlidae
Product: carbohydrate sulfotransferase 8-like
Exons: 3
Coding region: 2340-3161 (273 amino acids)
Biological process (GO): carbohydrate biosynthetic process; proteoglycan biosynthetic process
Cellular component (GO): membrane
Molecular function (GO): sulfotransferase activity
Source: RefSeq, a predicted model, not a curated record
GAACGUGGUUUUUAUUAAGGAGUCAGAGUUUAAUAUUUGAUCUGGUCUCGUGUGAAACAGCAGAAACACGGCGACACAACAAACGAGGCAACGGCUCAGCCAGAAAACAAAGGUUCAUCUUGACUCUGACGAUGUACGCCGCUCUGUGAACGAUGGAGGGUGGAGGUCUCCAUCUGUCAGCAGGCGAACCGGCCGGGCUCCGUUAGCUCAGGAGGAGCAGAGUGGCUGCAGAACUGAGCCGGCUCUUUAUCCGAGUACCCCGGAGUACGGGGCGUUGGCCCGGUGUGACGAGUCGUUCGGUCCCUGUAAACCGCAGCCGAUUACAACCAGCACCUCCAAAUUGGAGGCCAUGGUCCUCAAUCAGAAAUGGGUGAAGGGCGCACUCCAGGUGUGGGACCAGCUGCUGCCCAGGAUGGAGGAGUUUAAGUAUGUCAGGGUUUUGUUCACGAGUGAGGGGAGGCGAGGGUGUCAGGUGGACUGGGGUCAGCUUCAGCCCUGACUCGGGGUUCCACCUCAGAGCUGGAGGAGGGGGCAGGGGAGAGGGAGGUCCUGUUCGGACUGUUGCCUCCAUCAUUUGGGCGGAGAUAAGUGGCAUGGUUAACUGUCUAGCGUCCAGCAGGGGGCGACUGCUCGGGUUGUGGAUGAAGUCUGAUUGGGUGGAUGUGAGGAAACGAGCCUCCUGAUGAGUUUCUUGCUCAGAUGCUGUUUCAGGUGAGACCGAACAAAGCUUAUUGUGGAGGUGACGUUCUGAUCAGAGGAGCAGGGUUAGGGCGGGGCUACACCGAGCGUCUUCGGUCACACCCGUCACGUCUGGUUUGAGAACACAAAGCUGAAGAAAACGCCGGCUGGAGGCUUCGUUUCUGUGACGCGUUCUCCUGAAGCUUCAGUAAAGCUUUUCUCAAAGAAGCAGACUUGAGAGAAAAAAUGGCCUAAAUGACAGAGAAGAACGAAAAACAUCAGUUCAGGUGUUCAGGCUCCACACAGCCCUGACCUUUAACCUCUCUCAACACUGGUCAGUCACACCAAGACAAUAAAACACGGCAUAGCUUCAGCGUCUCAAACACGAAGCCCUAAAUCUGCAUUGUUUCUAAUGGCCAGCAGGGGGCGAUCCAAGACCUCAUCUGAGCUCAAAAAGAUUCUUUCUGUUAAACUGGUGUCAUCAUGUGUUGCCACCAGAGGGCGCUCUCUACAGCUCAAGCAUCCAGCUGGGCUCAGCAAGCUGAUAGGUGUGUGUGUGUGUGUGUGUGUGUGUGUGUGUGUGUGUGUGUGUGUGCUGACACAAAAGCCUGGAUUAGUCACAUGUUUUCUGUGUGUGGGACAGUGAGAUGCGCUCUGGGUAAUAAAUAACCAGGAGCUGCAGCGGGAUGCCACCGCCGCUAACCUUCAGUGUCAGGAAACUGCUGAGAGGCCACCUGGGCCUGCCAGCUGCAUGCGUGUGUGUUUGUGUGUUAGUAAUGUUGCGUGGACACAAACCAAUAAAACAACAGCAAGUUGGAGUGAGGUCAGCCAGUUCAGGUUUAAAGUUUGAUCAGACGUUCAGCUCUGUGAGGACGUAGAGUCCUGAGGUUCAGUCAGGUCGUCACAUGACUGUUAGAGGGCUCUGAUUGGGUUUCAGGGUCACACAAAUGUUUGACAUGGUGAUACACACAUGCAUAUGUGUGUGAAGAUGAGGAGUGUGUGUGUGCCUGCUAUGAAUACACACCAACAGGCCACAGGAAGGAUGCCCUCCUGUGUCCGAAACACAGAGUUCAAAGGUCACACGUUGUGUUUUUGUGUUCCAGUGAUCUCACCGCGUUUCCAGCAUGUAACCUCACACACAUGCAGAAACUACAUGAAGCAGUGGCUGUUGUGGGCGGGGCCAGUUGUUAUUCGUGUGAAAUUAUGUGACUCGGUGGUCGUGUGGGGAGCGAGCGUCUUGGAGAGCUGCGCUGAAUAAACUCGAUUAGACCGAUGAUUUAACUGAGAGCGCCGGCUGUUACCAGCAGCACAGUAGCUGGUCAGCAGCUCAUCCAUCCACAGCAUGACGAAGGUCACCGCAAACGAGUCACAUCAUCUUCAUCAUCUUCACAGCUCUCGCAGCACGAAGGCAGCAUCAGCUCGCAGCGAAGUGUGUGCAUGUGCUGGCGGCUCCCAGACGGCCUUCACAGAAGGAAACAGACGAUGCGGCAGGACGUCGUCCUGUCUCUCCGCCCGCUCUCCGUCCCCAGCCACUGUCCUCCUCGCUAUUCUCUGACUCACCGCUCGGCUCAAAGCAGCCGCUCACUAAACGCCGCAGGAAGUUGCUGCUGAAGAGCAGCUCCCCCACGGGCCAAGUAGAGGUGGCGCUGCAGCUGCCAAGGAUGCAGGAGUCACGGCACCGCCUGCUAACAGAUAUCUGUGCCCAAUACCAGCCGGGAGUGGGUAGGCGGCCGCCGUCGCAGCGGCAGGUGUCGCGGGUGUACGUGGAGGAGCGGUCCCGGCUGCUGUACUGCGAGGUGCCCAAAGCUGGCUGCUCCAACUGGAAGCGGGUGCUGAUGGUGCUGAGUGGCAGCGCCGCAUCCACACGGGACAUUCCCCACAACGCGGCGCAUUACGAAAACCGCCUCCCGCGGCUCAGCGGCUACAGUCGUGCUGGCGUUACCGAGCGGCUUCGCUCCUACACCAAAGCGCUGUUCGUCCGGGAGCCUUUUGAGCGCCUCGUGUCAGCGUUUCGGGACAAGUUUGAGAGCCCCAACUCAUACUACCACCCCGUGUUUGGACGGGCCAUCAUCUCCAGGUACCGAGCCAACGCCACACAUGCUGCACUGCGCUCUGGCGCCGGUGUGACCUUCAGGGAGUUUGUGCAGUACCUGCUAGAUGUGCGGCGGCCCGUGGGAAUGGACAUCCACUGGGAGCCGGUGAGCCAGCUGUGCAGCCCAUGCUUCCUGCAGUUCACCUUCAUCGGAAAGUUCGAGAGCCUGGAGCGUGACGCCAACUUCCUGCUCCGAAGCAUCGGGGCGCCGGCUAACCUCACGUUCCCGGACUUCAAGGACAGGAACCCACUGGCGGAGAGGACAUCCUCCAGCAUCACACAGAAGUACUUCUCACAGCUCAACGCCACCGAGCGGCAGAAGAUCUUCGACUUCUACUACAUGGACUACCUGAUGUUCGGGUACCCCAAGCCCUUCAGCGACCUGCACUGAGCCACUGCCGCGCUCAGCGUGUUUGGCUCUGUUAACGUGUCAGAGGGGUGGGACAAGCUGAGGCUGCGUACCUGUGCAGGUGUGAGAGCUCCAGACUCAGAGACUGAUUUUUGUGUUUGUGUGUUUUUAACGACUUCUGUGAAGUUUGUUGAGCUGCGUCCUGCAGAGAGAAGCUGUCAGAUAACGGCGGGAAUCACAUGGAUGCUUCCGGGCUCAGACGCCGUGAUGUCACACAUUGACAACUUUGAGUCAAUUGCUUGCGACGUUGAGGCAUCAGCCAAUCAGAUCGCAUUUAGCCAAAUCUGCUCCAAACGCAGCUGUUGGCGAAAGAAGCUGAGGUGGUCUGCACAAUUGCGGAGGAGGAUGAGGAGAUGAGCCGAUGUGACCUCUGACCUCGGCGUUGUGGCAAAGACACGGUCGAGAUGCUGUUUAAUAAUUUUCUUUAAUCAGUGAAUCAGGCACAAAAAUAUAAAAAUGUUUUUCACAAAAAUGUCAUUUUAUUAUUUAACCCGACAUUAUGACAGCGAACAAGAAGUAUGAUGCUGCGGACUGACCGAGCUCUGGAUUAUUUUAAUAAAGACCUUAAAUCUGCUCGGGUGGAGGAGUGGCUCAGUUCAUCAUUUAUGUACAGUCUGUUUAAAGCAGGAACAGGAAGUGAGGUAGGAGGUGAUGCUGCAAAUGUGUUUGUGGUGAUUUUCAGACGACCUCGAAGCCUUAACACUGCCUUCUCACCUGUGACCACAAUAAACGAGACACUCUUUGAACACCUGGAGACUCGCCUCUUAUUCUGAUACUCACAGGCUGACCUUUGACCUUUGUGCUCAGGUCUGGGU